Messenger RNA from Chara braunii, 2613 nucleotides. The record is from the annotation of a GenBank genome assembly. NCBI's taxonomy places the organism in Eukaryota, Viridiplantae, Streptophyta, Charophyceae, Charales, Characeae.
UAUGACAGAUGGUUGGACAAACAUCCGUGGUUAGACAUUGUGCAACUACCUUGUCGGUACAAAGAGGGGACCCGCAUAUCUUGCCACUGAUGUCAUGCGGGGGAAGAAGGAUGCGGCAGCAUUGGCAAAGGCAUGGUUGCACAGGCUGAAGACCCUCGAUAUCCAGCUCAACGACAUCACGACAUUCGUCACGGAUUCCGCGGGUGUGAACGUGUCCGCCAUGCAGAUAUUCGAAGAAGACGAAAGCGUCAAACACAUUUUCUGGAUUCCGUGCGUGGCACAUGUUAUGGACCUUAUCCUGGAGGACAUCGGGUCGAUUGGUUGGGUGGCAUCACCCAUUGCUCAGGCACGGCUCGUUACCAAGUUUUUCAAUCGCCACAAUCACACACGUGAGGCUUUGGAGACGAAGACGAAAUUGAAGUUGUUGCUGCCCACAAAGACACGUUUCAGCACCAACGUCAUCAUGAUGAGGAGAUUGUUGGAUAAGCAGACCCAUCUCAUGCAGGUUGUUACCGAGGACCCGUGGCGCAACACUGUUUGGGCCACGCGGAAGGUCGGCCAGGAUGUCGCCGAGAUCACAGCAUGUGCGGGGUCUCCUCCAUGGCGGGAGGAUUUGAGGCGAUUGUGUAGGUUCAUGAACCCAGUGAUGGACAUGCUGCAGAUGCUGGACAGUAACAUACGGCAGAUCAGCAAGGUUCUGCGUCGGUAUGAGAUAAUGAUCGCAUCCUGUCUUACCCCGUGCGACUCCCUCACCACGUCAAAGCAGGAUGAGAUCCUUGAGGUUUUCGACGGGCGGCGCACCAUGUUCCGUACUCCGGCGCACAUAGCGGCCAUGAUGCUGGAUCUUGAGGUUCGGAACACCACCCUGCCGGACGACGAUGUGAUGCAGCAGGGGUUGGUUGCCGCUUUGGUUCAGUUUGACUACCCCGAGCGAUCUCCGCAGCACAUCGAGGUGCUCACUGCGAUCGACAAGUUUCAUGCAAGGGAGAGACCUUUCGAUAAUGCUACGAUGGAUAGAGCGAUGAGGAGCUACGAGCACCCGCGUGAUGAGGCGGAGGUCGACCUUGUUCGUUUCCCUCGACAGCAUUGGGACGGGGGAGAUUUUUUGUAUCACAUCUCCAAUAGUGACGACGAGGAUUUCUUCUGUACCGUCAUGUCGGGAGCCGAAGACGACGACGGCAGGCCGGACGACGACCGUUCCGAUGAUGACGACGGUGAUGAUGGAGCGGGCGACGGUCGUGGUCCUCGAUCGCUGAGACGGGGUAAUGGCACUGGUGGAAGAGUUGUUGUUGCACCACGAGAUGCAGUAGGUGAUGGUGGAGGAUUAGACGUUGUCGACGGUGGAGGCGGCGCACAGGAAGAGGACACCGAAGCAUCGCUGAAGGAUACGUGUACGGACGUGGCUAUGGACGUCGAGCAGCAUGCGGGCGUGCACGUUAUCGACAGCAUCACGACGGAGGCAGCAGGAGUGGACACGCUAGUCCCCCGCAUGGCUCGAGACCUCGCCUCAUACGCUUGCGGCACGGGCCGAAGAGGACGCAUUCGAUUGUCGAUCGUGGUGCGUCAUUGGGUGGACUUGGAGAGGAUCCUUGUGUGGGAGCACCAUCGACGACCACGGGUGGAGAGGGUCGAUCAGGACAACCUCCGACCAGUGCGGGCCACGCAGAGCCUACGAACAUCGUGUUUUUGCGACCGGGGGAUAGCAGCACUAGUCGAUGGCAGAACCGCGACAGGGAGGAGCGCAUGCGGUAUGACAGAUGUGCCAUUUGGAACACGUUCCAUCGGCGCUGUCGACAGUCGUUGCCAUGGAACGAUGCGCGAGUACGAGGACCAGCAUGGCAGACGGCUGGCCACGAAGACAUCAGAUGUUGCCUUCACCAGGGUGGUGAAGGCUUGUAUGUUGCAAGCAAGGAAUAAGGGCGGACACGGGAAGUCUUCACAGCAUUGGAUUCGUCGUGGCACCGCACCCAGGGAGUCGGUGCAUGGUCACACUCAGGACGAGGAGGUUGUUGCACAUGGUGGUGGACUGGAGGACAGACAGCCAGGUGACGGAGGUGGUUCACGCAGAUUGUCACGUGUGCAUGACGGCUCCGGCACCGCAGCGGACGAGCGACGCAACCAUGCCGAGGGGGCUGGUCGUGGGGAGAAGAGACGAGGUGUUUUCACCAUUGUACACGAUGACAGUUCUGACAACCCGACUGGCGAGUUGGCGGGGGUCGACGACCCGGGUGACUCCGAUUAUAGACCGGAUGAAUCUCGACCUGCACGCCUGGCGUAUGGAUCUCGACCUGCACGCAUGGCGCAUGGAUCUCGACCAGCACGCAUGGCGGAUGGAUCUGAUCCUGGAGGACGUCGACUCAGAUGCAACGCAACACUCGAUGCACAAGGACAUCUAACUCCUUCGACUCUAGAACCAUUCUUCCAUUGUGGCAUUGUCUACUAUUGAGUGCAUUCGUUCUUGUUCAAAUCACACUAUGAGUUGUUCUUGACUUUGUUUUAUGUUAGUAAUCCGUAGGGAACCCAUUGAUGCGGAAACUGCGGUGGUAUCAUUGGUAUGACUCAUGCACAUGUUUGAUGUUAGUGAUAAAUUGAUAAUGAAGAACCUAUUGAUGC